AUGGCAAACAUUGAGCGAUUCGGUUUAAUAUCCUUACUACUCGUUCUGACUAUAGUUUUAUCGAUCAGUUCGAUAAGCUGUGAAAAUGGCAUGUUGACAAACCAAGCAGCAUUGUUUGUGUUCGGAGACUCGUUGUUCGACGUUGGCAACAAUAACUACAUCAACACAUUUAGAGCUGCUCAGUCUAAUGUCUGGCCUUACGGUCAGACCACAUUCAAGUUCCCAACCGGGAGAACUUCCGAUGGCCGUUUGAUUCCGGAUUUUAUCGCGGAAUAUGCAUGGUUACCGUUAAUACCGCCAUAUCUACAGCCCGGAAAUAGCGUAAAUCAAUUUACUUACGGUGUUAAUUUUGCUUCUGCCGGGGCAGGAGCUUUGGUUGAAACUUAUCAGCCACAGAACGUGAUACCAUUGGGAAGCCAGUUAAACAACUUCAAGAAUGUGGAGAAGAUGUUCAAAGAGAAACUAGGAGAUGCAGAGACCAAAAGGAUAAUCUCGAGAGCUGUUUAUAUCAUUCAUAUCGGUCCUAACGAUUAUUUCUAUCCUUUAUCCCGUAACAUUUCCUAUUUUCAAUCCAAUAGCAAAGAUCGAUUUGUAGAUUAUGUUAUCGGUAACACCACGGCUGUGAUCGAGGAAAUUUAUAAAAUGGGAGGAAGGAAAUUUGGUAUCAUGAACAUGGGUCGACUCGAUUGUGUUCCGGGAAUGCUAACAUUGGAUCCAACCAGAAUAGGAUCAUGUUUUGAACCAAUCACCGGGUUGAUAAAACUUCACAAUGUCCGAAUACCUAAUGUUUUGAGAGAUAUACAACGUCGAUUUCCCGGGUUCAAAUACUCCCUUUUCGACUCCUACACCGCCGGAACAGAAGCUAUGGAGAAUCCUACAAAAUACGGAUUUAAGGAAGUGAAGAAGGCUUGUUGUGGAAGUGGACCGUUUAGGGGAAGCAGUACAUGUGGAUACAAAUCAGGAACAUUGCGUGGUUUCGAGUUAUGCGAAAACGUUAGUGACUAUAUGUUCUUUGAUGGCUCACAUGCGACUGAGAAGGCUAAUCAACAGACCGCAGAGUUAAUGUGGGAUGGUCCGUCUGAUCUCGUUGGACCCUUCACUCUCAAAACAUUGUUUCAAAACUUAUAAAUUAAAUCAAAAUAUCAAAAUCAUCGAUGAAUAAAUCAUGACA
Molecule: messenger RNA, 1171 nt
Organism: Capsella rubella
Lineage: Eukaryota; Viridiplantae; Streptophyta; Magnoliopsida; Brassicales; Brassicaceae
Product: GDSL esterase/lipase 3
Exons: 5
Coding region: 1-1128 (375 amino acids)
Molecular function (GO): hydrolase activity, acting on ester bonds
Source: RefSeq, a predicted model, not a curated record